GCCAAGAUUAAAAGGAACUGGAUUAGCUACUGGGAAAACCACAGACAGCUGAUCUAAGUUGACAGCUGUUAGGUGAAGACUUGUGUGGGAGGGGUUCCUGCUCUCCCUUGGGAGGCAGCAACAGUUUAGAAAUCAGCUGCUGCUCUCCACCCCAGAAGAGCUGUCAAUCAAUGUUUAGCAUACUCCCCAGUUCCAGAAAGUUCAGUUAUUCUGUUACCCCCAUUGGCUCCUGUUAGAAUACCACUCCUCCUCUGUACCCCGAUUAGUUCUCUGUAUGUCACCCCACUCUGUCUCCCCCCUUUACCCGUUGCCCGUUGGCUGUUCUGUACCCUAACCACUCCUACUCCUUUGCCCUUAAUACCCAGCCCCGCCUUUCCUCGGGGCCUUCCGAAGUUCGCUCCCUUCUGGAGAGUUCCUGCGACGCUCCUGAAAUAAAGCCUCUAGGAAUAAAGCCACUUCGGAGCCCUCUCGUCCUUACGGUGGAGCUAUCCGGGUCCCGCCACAUCCUCCCCGCGGACCAGUCCUCUGAGGGUUUCCCCCCAGACAGGCUGGGCACCCGGGUGAAGCCCGGAGGACUUGUAUUUUAAUACAAGUGGCGUCCCAAACACGGCGACCACUGCCCUGGUCACCGAGGAGCGUCUCCCGUGAGCGUCCGGAUCCGGGACCCCGCGCUCCGGGACUUCAAGCGCCGUUCGCCGCCGCUUCCAGGGGCAGCUGUACUUUGAUUGUUAGAAGGCUUUUGCCUCCUGGCGCUGCUGACAACUCGUGGAUAUCCGACCCUGCAGCUUCGGGGGAAGCGCCGGAUUUCACGAGACCAGCAGCACUCCACCGCCCCGCCACAGCUUUCUUCUUUUCGCCGCGUCCCGGUGCUGAUUACCGACCACCCAGAUGGCAAUUACAUCAGCCAGAACACCCCGCAGCGACCGGCUUCCUGCAGCUGCCUUCGUCACCAUCUUAUGGCUCCACCUGGCAGGAAGCUGGCUCGUGCCACAGCCCAAGGAAAACGUCUGGGUCACGCUGGCAAAGUCUAUAGGACAAAAACAGCUUUGCAUGGCCAUGGGCAGUGUAGACAGUCCGUUGUCUACAUGCCUGGUGGGAGUCCCCCUGUCCGAAAAUGAUUUUCCGUUCACGGGGAUGAAACUCAACGCGGCGGACUCCUGGAUGAGUUGGAUGAGGACACUACCACAGGCACCACAGGAACCCCAGGAAUUGGACCUACCGGGGUCCACAAGGGUCCACUUUUGCAUUAGGUUUUAUACUAAGGCCCCACAAACAAAACCAGGGCAAAACAUCAAAGACAUAACACCAGCAAAUAGAAAAUACAUCAAUGAGUGGUGCAAUUACACAGGCCCUGUGUUGUCCAAGUCCUACCCAUUCCCUAAGGAGCUCCCUCGAGGUGUGUUUCUCAUCUGUGGGGACAGGGCGUGGGCUGGGAUCCCCUCCAAUACCAAAGGGGGUCCCUGUAGCCUUGGCAAGCUUACGACGCUAACCCCCAACAAAACCCAAAUUCUGGAUUGGAAGAAGAAAAGUCAAUUGGCACGCAAAAAGCGAUCGUAUGGUGAAUUUGACCCAAAUUGCGAUUCCGAAAUUUAUGAUUGGAGUGAGGGAAAGAGGGUUGCCGCUUCUAUUUUUCUACCACGGUACGCGGCAGUGAAAGUCCUCGGUGAGAUUUCUCACCUGGGGUGUUGGAUGAGUAAGCAGGCCAACGCUACGUCUGCCGCAUUAUCAGACCUCUUGGCAGAAGAAGAGACCACCAGGCACGCCACCUUACAGAACAGAGCGGCCAUCGAUUUUCUGCUGCUCGCCCACGGCCAUAGCUGCGAGGACUUUGAAGGAAUGUGCUGCUUCAAUCUGACAUCGAAGAGCACAUCCAUCCAAGCCAACAUCCAGCGGAUCCAGGCGUUAGUCAAAGACUUAAAGACUGAAACCAGGGCUGUGGAUGCGGUGAACAAGACCUUCUCCCAGUGGGGUGUUCCUGGGUGGGCCGUGCCAAUCAUUAAAGGUUUAAUUUGGGUUUUGAUUAUUAUUUUCUUAAUUUCUGUAGCCUUAACUAUCUUUAAGAAAAUGUUAACGAGGAACUUGGGGAAUGUUUUUUUAAUAAAUCAGAAAGGGGGAGUUGUGGGAGGGGUUCCUGCUCUCCCUUGGGAGGCAGCAACAGUUUAGAAAUCAGCUGCUGCUCUCCACCCCAGAAGAGCUGUCAAUCAAUGUUUAGCAUACUCCCCAGUUCCAGAAAGUUCAGUUAUUCUGUUACCCCCAUUGGCUCCUGUUAGAAUACCACUCCUCCUCUGUACCCCGAUUAGUUCUCUGUAUGUCACCCCACUCUGUCUCCCCCCUUUACCUGUUGCCCGUUGGCUGUUCUGUACCCUAACCACUCCUACUCCUUUGCCCUUAAUACCCAGCCCCGCCUUUCCUCGGGGCCUUCCGAAGUUCGCUCCCUUCUGGAGAGUUCCUGCGACGCUCCUGAAAUAAAGCCUCUAGGAAUAAAGCCA
Messenger RNA from Vidua chalybeata, 2489 nucleotides. RefSeq lists its product as uncharacterized. Lineage: Eukaryota; Metazoa; Chordata; Aves; Passeriformes; Viduidae. Bases 889 to 2163 code for a protein of 424 amino acids. The record is from RefSeq and is a predicted model, not a curated record. The transcript is spliced from 2 exons.